Messenger RNA from Coffea arabica (coffee), 3794 nucleotides. NCBI's taxonomy places the organism in Eukaryota, Viridiplantae, Streptophyta, Magnoliopsida, Gentianales, Rubiaceae. The record is from RefSeq and is a predicted model, not a curated record.
CCAGGCCCCCACCCACUCUUGUUGGUUGUAGCUGCUCCCUCCCCCAGAAGGCUGUUGGGCUGAUGACGGCUGCAUGUAGUCCCAAAAACCAAGACAUCCUCUCUACCUUAUUUCACGACCCCAAAAGGAUUGUGUACCGUAUUCAUAUCCUCCUCCUUACAUCCAACAAACAUAAGCUAGCAAGUCCCACGUACCACCCUUCCUUCUUCCUUUGCAUGUCUCUCUACAUAUAUGGUUUUUUUUUCCCUUCUAUUUUUUUUUUUAUAACGUAAACCCACUUUACCAAACGUUUUCUAGUUGCUAAAGAAUCACAGUACAGUAACAGUACAGCAGAACAUGCCUUCUGCAGCUGCUCAACACAGUACCAACGAAUCUUCUCCAGUCUGUCUUUGAUCAGUGAUACCUACAAAAUAUAUUGACGACGUUGGUUGGGGCCACUCUGGCUGAUUGAGUUUUGGAAGACUGUCGAAACCAAUCCAUCCUGGGAGUCCCUCUUCUUGUUUUUCCCAUAUUCACGCUGCUACUCGUCUACUUUGGUUCUUGAUCUGUUUGCAUUUUUUAUGAUUCAUUAGGACUUGUGUGUGUGAAAAUGGAGGUCUAAGAGAACAUUCCGGGCCAUUAUGGGAGAUGGGGCCUUCACGGCUAAUGACUCGGGAACACUUUCUGACAAUGUCCUGGACUUCGAUCUCAUGGAUGAACUCUUGUUUGAUGGUUUCUGGUUAGAAUCUACACGGGAGUCCAACUUUUGGGAGCCUGGUCCGUCUACUACCGGUGCUUUAGAUUCCCCUCUAUACUAUUCCCUUACUCCAGAGAUUAACAUAGCCCAUUUUAAUUCGAACCUAGAUCAGGCAAGCAUUUCAGAAGAAGCAAAAACGACUGAUUUUGUUGACCAUAAGGCUCUCGGUCGUACCCAAAUGGAUGAAUUUGGGACAAGACACCGGGAGAACCUUGACGCUGCUCUUCAUUCUGCAUCUUCAGGGCAACCUGAAGGCUUUUUGGUAGAAGGGAGCGACAUGAACAGAAGAUUAUGGGUUGGACCAACUGGAGAUCCAACUCCAAAUACCUCGGUGAGAAAGAGACUAGUGCAGGCUAUUGAAUACCUGAGGAAAUCCACUUCUGAUAAGGAUGCUCUGAUUCAAAUUUGGGUGCCUGUAACAAGAGGAGGCGGACGUGUUCUUUCAACUAAAAAUCAACCAUUCUCCCUCGAUCCAAAUUGCAGAAGUCUUGCAGAAUACAGACACAUCUCCAGAAACUAUCAAUUUGCCGCUGAGGAGGACUCCAAGGAGCUUGUUGGAUUGCCUGGCCGUGUCUUCUUGAAGAAGUUGCCCGAGUGGACUCCUGAUGUUCGUUUUUUCAAGGGAGAAGAGUAUCCACGUGUUAAUCAUGCCCAGCAGUACAAUGUUAGAGGGUGUCUUGCUCUUCCUGUUUUUCAAAGAGGAAGUGGAACUUGCUUAGGUGUCGUUGAAAUUGUCUCAACAGCUCAGAAAGUUAAUUAUGGCCCUGAACUUGAAAACAUUUGCAAAGCUCUUGAGGCUGUCGAUUUAAGCAGCUCAAUUAUCUCAACUUCUCCCAACAUGAAGGAUUGUGACGAGUCCUACCAACUAGCUUUAGUAGAUAUCCGAUCUGUGUUGAAAUAUGUCUGUGACAUGAAUAAAUUGCCGCUGGCUCAGACUUGGGCCUCUUGUAUCCGGCAAGGCAAAGGCGGGUGCAGGCACUCCGAAGAGAACUAUGUGCGUUGUGUUUCUACCGUUGACUCUGCUUGCUAUGUGCGUGAUCCACAAGUUAUGGACUUCCAUGCAGCUUGCUCCGAGCACCACUUGCUUAAAGCCGAAGGUUUGCCAGGGGGAGCAUUCAUGACAGAUCAACCAUGUUUUGCUACUGAUAUCACAGCCUUCAGCAAGACAGAUUACCCUCUUUCUCACCAUGCCAAAAUAUUUGGAAUGCGUGCUGCUGUAGCGAUACGUGUUCAGAGUAUUUACACUAAAUCUGCUGACUUUGUUUUGGAGUUCUUUCUACCGCUUGAUUGCACAGAUGCUGAGGACCAGAAGCAGAUGUUGAACUCAAUAUUUUCUGCAUUACAACAGAUUUGCCACUGUUUGCAUGUCAUCACAGACCAAAAGGUAAGAGAAGAAACAACCAUUCCUGAUGAUGAAAAGCCAAGCUCUUCUGUCAGUAAAUCAGUAAAAGAGAAGACUUUAGGUUUUGUAUCACCCGCUAAGGAAUUAUCUCUAAGCACUUCCUCCUGGGUUGCACCCGCACUAGACAACUCAGAGACAGUCAAAGAUGUAGCUUUCUCUCUGGAUAAUCACCAGGAGGAUCCAGAAGAAGAGUGCAAGUUGACAACCCAGUGGGACAACAAUAAGGCGGAGCUACAUCAUACGCCUACAUCCCCCAAGCUCAUCCAAAUUCCGCAACGUUCUGGAUUGAAAGGACAUGUUGUAGGUAGUGAAGAUGUUUCUGCAGUUGGGGGUCAUAACUCAAUGGGUGACAGAAGCACAGGUCAAAGAAGAAGGACGAAGACGGAGAAGAGUAUCAGCUUGCAAGAUCUAAGACAGUACUUUUCUGGUAGCCUGAAAGAUGCUGCGAAGAGUAUUGGAGUAUGUCCCACAACAUUAAAAAGAAUAUGCAGACAACACGGAAUCACUAGGUGGCCUUCUCGAAAGAUAAAGAAGGUUGGCCACUCGUUAAGAAAGCUCCAACUUGUGAUCGAUUCAGUCCAGUGUGCCGAGGGCGCUAUUCAACUGAGUUCUUUCUAUACCAACUUCCCUGAACUGAAUUCUGCAAAUUUACCAACUCCAAGUAACUUGUCCAUGUCACAAGGGAGCGAUCAUUUGCAGAAACUGACCACUCAACCUGAGGGUUGCAUCUUAAGCCCUGAAACUACUGCUUCAAAAUCACCUUCUUCUUCUGGUAGUCAUAGCUCCAGUUCAAGUUUUUGUUAUUCCACUGGGCCAAUGCAGUCUAUUCCUGUCCACGCGCCCAGUGCUCAAGAUGCUUCAUCUGCAGAAGAGUGCAGAGCAGCACUGAAGAAAACAUGCAGUGAUGCAGAGUUGCAUGAUUUGGUUAAAAGAGAAGAAACCAAGCUUCUAGGAAGAUCUCAAAGCCAAAAGAUUUUCAUUGAUGAUGUGUCUCCUGAUACUCUGCCUUCCUUCCCACAGACUAGCAGCCAGAUAUUACGGAGUGGAAGCUUGUUUAGGGUAAAAGUAAAUUUCGGGGAAGAAAAGGUCCGGUUUAGUCUACAGCCUCAUUGGGGUUUCGCAGAUUUAUUGAAAGAAGUACGGGGGCGCUUUAGCAUAGACGAUCUCAUUGAGAUUGAUCUUAAAUAUUUGGAUGAUGACAACGAAUGGGUGCUUUUGACAUGUGAUGCUGAUCUUGAAGAAUGUAUAGACAUACACAAAUCCUCUAAAAGCACCGUGAUCAGACUGUCCAUCCACCAGGGCCGUCAUUUUAAUGUUGGAAGCACAUCUGGUAGCCAUGGCUCAUGAUAAAAAUGGAAGCAGUCCAGAGAGCGGUGGCUUGUCAAUUGCUGGACACAGGUUGAACACCACACCGCUGGUGUUUGCUGAUAGCAGAACAGUGAAGUUGCGACCUAUGGUUGCAGACUGAACUCUUGAUUAGGGAUACAUGAGAGGUUGAAAUGCGUUUCAUUGAAAAGAUAUUCUUGCUGGCUGAAAUCUCAAAGCGACCAAUUUUAACGCUUUGCCAAUGUGAGAUCAGCAUAUUUGUGUCGUUAAUCCUUGGCAUUCAACUGAUAUGAGAUGCUGCUACCCUUGUCCCAUCCCCUUGUUACUGCA